This is a messenger RNA of Arabidopsis thaliana (thale cress), 2919 nucleotides long. RefSeq lists its product as uncharacterized. NCBI's taxonomy places the organism in Eukaryota, Viridiplantae, Streptophyta, Magnoliopsida, Brassicales, Brassicaceae. Bases 268 to 2379 code for a protein of 703 amino acids. The record is from RefSeq and is marked reviewed. The transcript has a single exon.
GAAAGACUAAUCCGGGACACUCUUUAAAAUAACAUAAGUCGCUCCGAAAACAAAGAAAAGAAAAGACAAGUUGCUGAGUCGUCUUUCUCACUCCCAGGUAAAAGAAAAGAAAAACAACAACAACAUCAAUGGCUUCCCAAAAACAUUGCCCAAACCCCAAAGUUCUCAAGUAAAUCUGAGAAAGAAAAGAACAUCUCAUGAUCUGAAUAACAAAGAGCGAGAGACAGAGAGAGAGGCUUUAUCUCUUUUCCUCAAGUGAGAGCAAAAAUGGUGGACGUGAUACCAAAACAUAUCAAAGAUGCGUGGGACAGAUGGAACAUUAGAGGAACAAUCUUUCUAAGUCUUACCCUUCAAGCCUUUCUCAUUUGCUUCUCUCCAUUAAGGAAACGAACACCAAGAAGGCACUUGAUUAUCGUCAUUUGGUCCUCUUAUCUCUUAGCAGAUUGGUCUGCUAAUUUCGCUGUUGGUCUCAUCUCUAAGAACCAAGGUAAAGAUCUCAAACCUGAUGACCCUCCACAGGACAAAAAGCUCAUGGCUUUAUGGGCACCAUUCUUGCUCUUACAUCUUGGUGGACCAGACACUAUAACAGCUUUCGCGCUUGAAGAUAACGCUCUUUGGCUCCGAAAUGUUUUUGGGCUUGUCUUUCAGGCAAUUGCUGGUGUCUAUGUGGUUCUCCAGUCUCUGCCCAAUAGCCUUUGGGUAACAAUACUCUUAGUGUUCAUUUCUGGGACUAUAAAGUAUCUGGAAAGGACAACGGCUUUGUAUAGUGCAAGUUUGGACAAGUUUAGGGAUUCUAUGAUUCAAGGACCAGAUCCAGGACCAAAUUAUGCGAAGCUCAUGGAGGAGUACAAGGCCAAGAAAGAAGCAAAAUUACCCACCAAGAUCAUUCUGAUUGAUGAGCCUGACAAGGAACAUAGGCCUAAGAAGUUAGAGCAUCCAUCCCUGGCCUCGGAGACAAAAAGAAAAGAGUUGACUCAUCUUGAAAUUGCUCAGUACGCUUACAAAUUCUUCAACACAUUCAAGGGCCUUGUAGUCAACCUUAUCUUCAGCUUCAGGGAGCGUGACCAGAGCAUAGAGAUCUUUCAGAACUUGGAAGAUCCAGAGGAAGCUUUAAGAAUCAUUGAGAUUGAACUCGGCUUUCUCUACGAUGCUCUAUUCACCAAGAACGCGGUUCUUCAUACUGUUUUGGGAACUGUCUCACGAGUUGUUGCUUCGGGUUCCCUUGUGGCUGCAUUCAUCAUCUUUCAUAAGAUAUCUAACAAAGGCAGAGACUUUCAUGGAGCAGAUGUCGUGAUUACCUAUAUUCUGUUUGCAGUUGGCCUAGUUUUGGAUUUCAUAUCCAUCCUUUUGUUUCUGUUCUCAGACUGGACAUGUGCUGCACUUAGUAGCUUGAAGGACGAUCCGGAUGAGCCUCUAUCAUGGAAAGAUAGAUUUUUCAACUGUUUACUUGAAUUCAGAAAGCUGCGUUGGAAGAUGCAAGAGUGCCACAAUAAAGGUGAGCAUAAGUGUACAAAAGAAGGUGAGAAACCGUGCAUCAAGGAAGGUGAUGAUAAGUGUUCAAUGGUACACGUGCAUCACAUGCUCACGACGCCAUUCUUCUUCCGGAGGUGGUGUGGAAGCAUCAACGUAUUCAACUUUCUAGCAUAUGCCACAAAAAAAAGACAAAAGAGGAUCCACGAUGCCGGAGAUGAGUUCCGCUCCUUAUGGAUCAUCAUAGCUUUCCCGUUCAAAAUAAUCAAUCUCAUAAUCCAGAAAGUUUUUGGAUGUAUUGUCGAGGUGAUCAAUAAUGUGCACAGAUGGAUCCGCAGCAUAGUCAAUACGUUAUCAAGAAACCACCCUUGGGCUCGUUGUACUAUUUACCCUCUCUAUAUAUUGUUCCUAUUCCACAUCCCUAAUUUCAUCAAAUAUUUGUGGAAUGUUCUCAUUGAGUUCUUAGGCAUCCCGGAUGCGCUUGAUCUGGUCGAGAAGACGUUAUUUGUACACGGAGAGCCCAUGACAAAAGAAUUGUGGAAGUUCAUCUUCGAAGAGCUGAAAAACAAAUCAAAGUAUGGAGACAGUCCUGAAAAUGCCAAAAGGAUAUCUUUGGCUAGGGGAGAAUGGGCUUUAAGGGACAACCUACCAGAGGAUGCAGAACGUGAAAAACUGGUACGUUAUGUCACAAAGGUCGAUUAUGAUCAGAGUCUUUUGAUGUGGCACAUCGCAACCGAGUUCUGCUACCAAGAACAUAAGAAAGAGACUAUCCCAGAGGGUUAUGAUGAACAAUGCAAGCAAAAUCAUCUCAGACUACAUGAUGUAUCUCCUGAUCUUGCAACCCAGUCUGAUGUCCGAGGUUGCUGGAAUUGGGAAGAUCAGAUUCAGAGACACAUUGGCGGAAACUGACAAGUUUUUCGAGAGGAAACGAAUCUAUAAUGUGGGCGUGAAUUUAGCCACAGAGUAUAUACUGGAUGUCAAUAGUGAAAUUGAACCAGUGGACGUCAAGGGAGAUCGAAGCAAGUCAGUGUUGUUUGAUGCGAGCAGGCUAGCCAAAGACCUUACAAGGAUGGAGAAGACACACAACAAAGAUAAAUGGGAGAUACUGAGUAAAGUGUGGGUGGAGCUUCUCUGUUAUGCAGCUUGUCAUUGCGACUCUACGGCUCACGUGGAGCAACUCAGCAGAGGCGGUGAGCUUAUAAACUUUGUGUGGCUUCUAAUGGCUCACUUUGGACUAACAAAUCAGUUCCAAAUCAACAAAGGAGAUGCCAGAGCCAAACUCAUCAUAGGCAAGUGAGAGUGAGGAAGAACAACAUUCCCCGGUAUCUAAAUUCGUUCUGCUUUUGUAUUUCUUUCUACUUUCUUCUGCUCAGAACAAUGAACUCUUCUUUUCUGCAUAAAGAUGUGACAUUUGUAAGCUUUUUGUGAUGAAAAUUAUCCCAUUUAUCC